AUGCCCUACCCUUUAAAAGAGCCAUUUACUCGAGAUUUUAUUUCCGCCACCAAACUCAAGCAUAAAUAUACAAUUAGUUCGAUAGAUGGCGCCCGUUACUGCAAUGAAAUUGCUUUUGUUGUUGCAGACGACACGGAAACGGACGAGUUCAAUUUUCAUAUAUCGCGGUACAGGCCCGAGGAACUGCACAAGCUGGCGUCCAAGACCAAGUUCACUAGGAAGGAGAUCCAGUUGAUGUACAGAGGUUUUAAACAGGAAUGUCCUACGGGUAUGGUCGAUGAGGAAUCCUUCAAGCACAUAUUUUCACAAUUUUUUCCGUUAGGGGAUGCUACAAACUAUGCUCACUAUGUGUUCAACACAAUGAAACAGAAAAACACGGGGAAAAUUAGUUUCGAGGACUUCCUGAGCAUCCUCUCGAAGGUGUCGCGGGGCAGCGUUGAGGAAAAGCUGCAGUGGGUCUUCGGCUUGUACGACCUGAACGGCGACGGAUUGAUAUCGAAGACCGAGAUGGUCGACGUCGUAUCCAGCAUCUACGAGAUGCUGGGCCGGGCCACUCAGCCGGUCGUCGAAGACUCGUCGGCCAAGGAGCACGUCGAAAAAAUAUUCCACCUCAUAGACACGAACAAGGACGGGUUCGUCACCAUCGAGGAGCUGGUGCAAUGGUGCUCCAGGGACGAGAACGUGUUAAGGUCUCUCGACACUCUUGACACAGUACUGUGAUUUAUUAACAACUACCGAAUGUUCGUUCUUAUUUUAAUUUAAAGUAAUUUUGGCUGAAAGUGAGAUAAGAUAGCAAUAUAUUUUGUAUAGGGAAUCAUCGAGUAGUGCGAGAGCUGUGAAUUUUG
Messenger RNA from Aethina tumida (small hive beetle), 845 nucleotides. Its product is annotated as Kv channel-interacting protein 2-like. Gene Ontology annotation, molecular function: calcium ion binding. The record is from RefSeq and is a predicted model, not a curated record. Lineage: Eukaryota; Metazoa; Arthropoda; Insecta; Coleoptera; Nitidulidae. The transcript has 6 exons. Bases 1 to 720 code for a protein of 239 amino acids.